AUGUUAGACAGAUUGCCAGCCAAGUUUCAGCAGACUUAUUUCUGGUUCGAAGAAGAUUUUGAGCACGGCCCGUACUCGUCAUGGAUGGCAAAAUACUGGCACUGGUCAAUGUACAUCAGCAUCGCCUAUGUGGUGAUCAUCUUCGGGCUGCAGCGCUUCAUGCGAGACAGGCCUCCCUUCGAUCUCCGCAGACCCCUGAUACUAUGGUCCGCUAGCCUCUCCGUCUUCAGCAUCGUCUGUGCCUUCCGACUCGCUCAGGAGUUUGUCAUGUAUGCACGGGACUAUGGAUGGAAAGCAACCAUGUGUGAUGACCGAUAUGGCAUGGAUGGGGUCAAUGGCUUUUGGUCUAUGUUAUUCGUUUGGAGUAAGCUUCCGGAACUUGGUGACACGCUCUUUAUCGUUCUUCGCAAACAACCUCUCAUUUUCCUCCACUGGUAUCACCACAUCACCGUUUUCGUGUAUGCAUGGUACAGCUAUCCUCUCAUGUUGGCCCCCGGACGCUACUUCGUUGAUCUCAAUGCCCUUGUACAUGCCUUCAUGUAUACCUACUAUGCCCUCAAAGCAUCUCGCCUUGUUCGUAUACCUCGUCAAAUCAACGUCUGCCUUACUUUAAUCCAAACCUCCCAGAUGGUCGUCGGAUGCGUCAUCAACACCCUGGCGUGGAAGUUUAGAUCGCAAGGGGAGUUUUGCUCGACGACAGACAACAAUAUUAGGGUGUCGUUACUCAUGUACUUUUCGUAUUUCAUCCUCUUUGCUCAUUACUUCUAUAAAACCUACUUUGUGAAGAAGGCCCCCCGAAAGCAAAAGGAGGUGCAGAACGGUGUUCAUCAAAACGGUGUUCAUAUCAAUGGUGCACAUCAAAAUGGCAAAUCUCAUUAUAGCAAUGGAAAAGCAUCGCUCAAGACGGAUUAA
Messenger RNA from Lytechinus variegatus (green sea urchin), 912 nucleotides. Its product is annotated as elongation of very long chain fatty acids protein 6-like. Bases 1 to 912 code for a protein of 303 amino acids. Gene Ontology annotation, molecular function: fatty acid elongase activity. The transcript has a single exon. The record is from RefSeq and is a predicted model, not a curated record. Gene Ontology annotation, cellular component: endoplasmic reticulum membrane. NCBI's taxonomy places the organism in Eukaryota, Metazoa, Echinodermata, Echinoidea, Temnopleuroida, Toxopneustidae. Gene Ontology annotation, biological process: fatty acid elongation, monounsaturated fatty acid; sphingolipid biosynthetic process; very long-chain fatty acid biosynthetic process.